AUGCUGCAGAUCUUCAAGGAGCUCGACCUCGCGGUCCCCGCCGACGUCACCGUCAGCAUUUCGUCGCGUGUCUUCACCGUCAAGGGUCCCCGCGGCACUCUCACCAAGGUUAGCAUUUCUUCCCAGCCGCACUAUCCGGACAGCUCUUUUCGACACAGCAGAAGCAGCAGCAGCAGCAGCAGCAGCAGCAGCAGCACGAACAGCAUCAGAUACCAGGAUGAAGAGGUGGAUGCAGGAGAGGAUGGACAGGCACGACAGGCGGCGCAGAGGCUGCCUUUUCCGUCAGGCACACAUUACGGUGACACAGCAGCGAUCGCAUCAGAGCAGACCGCCUCUUGGCCAACUUGUGUCGAUCGACCUCUCCACCUGCGCAGAUGGCGACUUGCAGGGCCAGAGCCAAAGGAUACAGCAGGCCCUACUCGGCAAUCCAACAAGAGGAGAUGGAAGGAAGCAGGAAGCGACGACAGCUCUGGAUGCCUCGACAAGGCAAAGAUCCUCUUCGGUCAUCUUUCGCUUUCAACCGUCGCUUCUACUGUUGCUUCGCUCAAGCACAUGAACCUUGAUGCCCGUAUCAUCAAGAGCCCCGCCGGCCAGAAGAUCAAGUUCAUCGUGUGGCACGCCGCCCGCAAGCACGCCGCUUGCCUGCGUACCGCUCAGGCAUGCGUUGCCAACAUGAUCAAGGGUGUCACCGUCGGCUUCCAGUACAAGAUGCGCGCCGUCUACGCCCAUUUCCCCAUCAACAUCAUCAUUGCUGGUGACAAGAAGUCGGCCGAGAUCCGCAACUUCCUGGGCGAGAAGCGUGUGCGCAACAUCCAGAUGCUCGAGGGUGUCACGAUCCAGGAGGACAAGGCGCAGAAGGACCAGGUGCUCGUUGAGGGCAACGACAUUGACCUCGUUUCGCAGUCGGCCGCUCUCCUCCACGGUGCCACGCUCGUGCGCAACAAGGAUAUCCGAAAGUUCCUCGACGGUAUCUACUGCACCGGCAAGGCCACCGUCGUCAAGGCCGAGGCCUAA
Molecule: messenger RNA, 1014 nt
Organism: Moesziomyces antarcticus
Lineage: Eukaryota; Fungi; Basidiomycota; Ustilaginomycetes; Ustilaginales; Ustilaginaceae
Product: 60S ribosomal protein L9
Exons: 3
Coding region: 1-1014 (337 amino acids)
Biological process (GO): cytoplasmic translation
Cellular component (GO): cytosolic large ribosomal subunit; ribosome
Molecular function (GO): rRNA binding; structural constituent of ribosome
Source: RefSeq, a predicted model, not a curated record